AUGGUUUGCUCUAAAAUAAUUGACAAUUUACUGUCUUUAUUUAUUUCACUAUGUCUUUCUUCCUUUUUCUUCUCUUUCAUUCUUUGCUUCUUUCUUUCUUUCAUUCAUUCAUUCAUUCUAUCUUUCAUUAUUUCAUUCAUUCUUUCUUUCAUUUUUCAUUCAUUCAUUAAUUCUUUCUUUAUUUCAAUCUAUCGUUCCUUCUUUCAUUCAUUCUUUCUUUCAUUAUUACUUUCUUUCAUUCAUUCGUUUUUCAUUCUUUCUUUAACUCUUUCUCUCAUUCUGUCUUUCUUUCAUUUAUUCAUUCAUUCUUUCUUUCUUUCAUUCUUUCAUUCAUUGUUUCUUUCAUUUUUUCUUUCAUUCAUUCUUUCAUUGUUUAUUUCGGUCUAUCAUUCUUUCUUUCUUUCAUUCUUACUUUCAUCAUUUCCUUUUUUCAUUAAUUCAUUCAUUCUUUCUUUCUUUCUAUCUUUCUUUUAUUCUCUCAUUCGUUCAUUUAUUCAGUCUUCUUUCCUUCUUUCUUUUUUUCUUUCCUUCAUUCAUUCAUUAUAUCUUUCAUUCUUUCAUUCAUUAAUUCAUUCUUUCUUUCUUUCUUCUUUCUUUCAUUCUUAUUUUAUUUCAUUCAUUCUUUUAUUCAUUCAUUCAUCAUCUAUUUACUUAUUUCGUUGUUUUUACUUUCUUCUUUCCCGAAAUUUCCUUUAUCGCGUUUUUCUUCUCACACUAUACUCUUUCUCACUUUCUUUCUUUUUAUCUCUCUCUUGCUACCUUCCUCUCUCUAAUUCUCUCCCUCUCACUCUAUCUUUCUUUAUCUCUUUCUUUUUAUCCCUGUCUUUAUCUCUCUCAAUCUGUCUUUAUUUUUCUCUUUUUGUCUCUAUUUUACUCUGUCUUUAUCUCUUUCUUUAUUUAUAUUCCUCUCUCUAUCUCUUUCUUUAUUCCUCUAUCGUUAUCUCUCUCUUUUUUAUCUCUCUUUUUUCACCCCUCUCUUUAUCUCUCUUUCUUUAUUUUCUCUCUUUAUCUCACCCCUUUUCUCUUUCGCUUUCUUUAUCUCUUACUUUAUAUUUCUCUACUUAUCUCUUGCUCUCUAUCUUUAUCUCGCUAUUUAUUUCUUUCUCUCUCUCUCUUUUCCUCUCUUUAUUGAUAUCUCUUUAUCUCUCUCAUAAUAUUUCUCUAUUUAUCUCUUUCAAUAUCUCUUUAUCUGUAUCUCUCUCUUUCUCUUUCUCUCUCAUUAUAUUACUCUCUUUAUCUCUCUCAUUAUAUUUCUCUCUUUAUCUCUUUCUAUAUCUCUUUAUCUGUAUCUCUCUCUUUCUCUUUCUCUUCUCUCUUUCUUUAUCUUUAUCUCUCUCUUUCUCUUUAUCUCUCUUUAUCAUUCUCUAUUUAUCACUUUUCUUUUCAUUUCUUUUCCUCGUAUGUUUCUGCAAUGCUUUUUUUUCUUUCUCUCUUUCCCAGUCGGGCGUUAGUGAGAAGUUAAACACCUUCACACUCUCAAACCGUCCCCACCCAACGCCUCUCCUGACCCCACCCAUGCCCAUCUGCCUGCAACUACUUCUUUUCUUCAUACCAGUCGGAGCUUUUUCUUAG
Messenger RNA from Acanthosepion pharaonis, 1572 nucleotides. NCBI's taxonomy places the organism in Eukaryota, Metazoa, Mollusca, Cephalopoda, Sepiida, Sepiidae. The record is from the annotation of a GenBank genome assembly.